Molecule: messenger RNA, 975 nt
Organism: Sparassis crispa
Lineage: Eukaryota; Fungi; Basidiomycota; Agaricomycetes; Polyporales; Sparassidaceae
Exons: 4
Coding region: 1-975 (324 amino acids)
Source: RefSeq, a predicted model, not a curated record
AUGGGACUUUACCCUGGUACCGUCAAGGAUCCCCAUACCGCCUUCACAUUCGCCGUCCUCGACGAUUUCCUUCUGGAGAACAAAGAGUGCAAGACAGUGGCAUUGAACUACUACAGCAAGCUCAAAUGGGUCACGAGCAAUGCCUUCCCUGGCACCGUUCCCAUAAGUGUUCACAUGCAUUCCCAUGGCCCAACCAUUCAUGCCAGUUCCUCGCCAGGACCGUUAUCCUUCUCACACGAUGCCCUCUGUCCUGUGGAGAAGGGUGGCCUCGCCAUCUUUUGUCCCGCCUGUCCCCAGCCUGGGCUCAACCUGCCUUUCGAUUGGCAAGCGAAUCCAGUGCAGUGGAAGUUCAAACGCAGCUUUGUCAUGGAUGGCAAUUUCAGUGCAGAGCACAUGAAGAUGAAGCACCCCGAGGAGGACGUCGCCCUCAGUGACGGCCAGGCAUUCAUGGUCAGCCAAGAGGAUUACAAGGCUCAUCUGGCGGUGGCCAUGGAGUCGCAUCAGCACUCCACUUGUCACGAGCACCGCGCUGUCAAUCAGGCCAAUGUGGAUCGCGCCAACCUCGAUGCCACAGGAAUCAGGGCCACUGCUUGCGCCAGACAUGGUUUCUUCGUCCCUCAUACUGUCGUCGAUUUCCAGAAGGGAGAAAGACAAAUGAAUAUGGAUUACUCUCUCAGCAAUGCGCUCCUGACCCUCACUGGUAUCACCCUCGUCCUUGUCAUGUACGACAUCAUGUGCCAGUAUGGCGUCCAUGUCCGCAAACGUUUCUGCCACAGCGCCUAUCUGAGGAUGCCCUUCGAGCUCAAGGUAGACCAAGGCAUCAGCUUGUUUCAUGUGCAUGGACACCAAGAUUGCUGCUUCCAACGGUUCUCGCCCAACUUUAUAGUUGGCGCUGGUAUGGUCGAUGGCAAGGUCAUCGAGAUCCUGUGGGCACCGACAAAUGAGGUCUCAGGCAGUACCAGGGGCAUGACCUGA